Molecule: messenger RNA, 17889 nt
Organism: Coregonus sp. 'balchen'
Lineage: Eukaryota; Metazoa; Chordata; Actinopteri; Salmoniformes; Salmonidae
Source: the annotation of a GenBank genome assembly
AUGGUGAAUAAUGUGCAGAGAGUCGACGACACCUGGCGAACAUGCACCAAAAGCGACUCGAGUGGCGCGAGCAACAGCGGCGGCGAGAGUUCCAAAGAGAGCUCUCGCUCCUCGACGCCUGUGCUGGAUGCCGACAGCAUGGACAGGCUACGGGACAAGAUGCGCCGCCGGACAGAGUCGGGCGACCACUGGUUUUCCCUCGAGUUCUUCCCCCCUCGUACUGCCAGUGGGGCUGUCAACCUCGUUUCUAGGUCUGUAGCUAAAGCUCGUUUGGCGUUGGCUUGUUCUAGCUGGUAACUCAAAACGAGGUCAGAGUUUGAAAUUAGCAGCUAACUAGCCAGCGGAUACGACCCUCUUGCUUACAGCUGCGCUAGGAUCGGACAGACUUCCUGUGUAGAUUAAGACACAGCGGAGCCGGUGCGAGAUAUGUCUCGGAAAAUGUACCUCAAUACAGGGAUGAGAAAUGCUUUGUACUGCAGAAUUGUCCCAUUAUCCCAACUGUUACACCGAGAAGAUUGUACAACUGCUAGUUUUUUAGCAGUUGUUCAAAAUUCUCUGUGUAACAGUUGGGAUAAUGGGACAAUCUCGGAGUACAAUGCAUUUCUCAUCCCUGUGUUGAGGUACAUUUUCCGAGACAUAUCUCGCACCGGCUCCACGUUGUCUUAAUCUACACAGUAAGCCUGUCCGAUCCUAGCGCAGCUGUAAGCAAGCUGGUCGGAUCUGCAGGCUUAGCUGCUAACUAACUACCUGCUUUUAGCAACACUAGUAUUUACACACUAGCGUUGCUAGGAAUUGGCUUGCAAAACAACUGAAUAGUCCGCCGGAAGCCAGAAGUGAAACAAAAUUCAAUUUCAAUUUACUCUGCCGAUUGUGCGUAGGAUUGGUCCUUAUGCAGGGGGGAAAUUGAGAAAAAACAUCUAAUAGAACACAUAUUAAACAGACUUUCCAAACGUGGGUCUGUUGUAGACCCACUUCCUCUCCGCUUACCUCAUGCACGUGUGCCAUACCUGCACAAAAAAAGCAAGGACUUGUGGGGGACCUUUGUUUUGACAUGAGGUAAGCAGAGAGGAUCAGACCUCGCUGAGGAGCUGCUGCAUGCAUCUACAACAGACCCACAUUUUUUGCAAGCCAAUUCCCAGCAACGCUAGUAACAUAUAAAUACCAGAGUUGCUAAAAGCAGCUACUAACUAACCACAUCUUCUCUCUCCCAUUUUUACCAUUCAGAUUUGAUCGCAUGGGCUCUGGGGGGCCCCUGUUCAUAGACAUUACCUGGCAUCCGGCGGGGGACCCAGGUUCGGACAAGGAGACCUCCUCCAUGAUGAUUGCCAGCACAGCGGUCAACUACUGUGGCCUGGAGAGCAUCCUGCACCUGACCUGCUGCAACCAGACCAAAGAGAAGAUCACCGGGUACCUGAGCAAAGCCAAACGCCUUGGCCUGAAGAACAUCAUGGCUCUAAGAGGAGGUAGGGCCACUUUGAGUAGGGUGACGUUGCACAGAUCUAAGGUCAGUUUUAAUAUCUUCCUCUUAACGGUUAAGGUUAGGAUUUGGGGAAGGUGAGCUGAUCCUAGCUCUUAGGGACAACGUCUACACAGAGCAGGGUUAGUCCAUUGUGGGAGUGUUUGUGUGUGCUUCGGUAUUGUAUUACAAUAGCCUGAGGGUCUGCCUGAUAUUUUUUAGAGUGAAGUUAAUUCCUGUGCACAUGCGCAGAUGCACUGUGUGGGUGCUCGCAAUUGCACCCUCUUGCAUCGCUCUGACUCUGCAAUGUCUUUGGUUUACAACUCCACGUUGCUGCCUCUUGCAUCGCUCUAACUGCAAAAUAUUUAGUUCACAACUUCACAUUGCUGCUCGUGGUCAUACAAUCACAAUUGCAGCCUCUUGUAUCACUCUCACUGCAAUAUUGUUUUUGUUCACAUUGUGGCUCGUGGUCAAAUCAUAUCGUUGAGUCUCAGUUUCACCCUUAUCCCGAUUUUUCUCAUUGAGGAUAAGUAUUUUUCAAGAGACGUGGCUAACUAUACUGAGCAUAAAUAUAAACGCAACAUGUAAAGUCUUCAUCCCAUGUUUCAUGAGGUGAAAUAAAAGAUCCCAGAAAUGUUCUGUAUGCACAAAAAGCUUAUUUCGCCCAAUUUGGCCACAAAUUUGUUUACAUCCCUGUUAGUGAGCAUUUCUCCUUUUCCAAGAUAAUCUAUCCACGUGACAGGUUUGCCAUAUUAAGAAGCUGAUUAAACAGCAUGAUCAUUACACAGGUGAACCUUGUGCUGGGGACAAUAAAAGGCCACUCUAAAAUGUGCAGUUUAGUCAUACAACACAAUGCCACACGUCUCAAGUUUUGAGGGAGCGUGCAAUUAGCAUGCUGACUGUAGGAAUGUCCACCAGAGCUGUUGCCAGAGAAUUUAAUGUCGUUUUAGAGAAUUUAGCAGCACGUCCAACCGGCCUCUCAACCGCAGACCACUCCAGCCCAGGACCUAUAUCUGGCUUAUUCACCUGCGGGAUCGUCUGAGACCAGCCACCCGGACUGCUGAUGAAACUGGGUUUGCACAACCAAAGAAUUUCUGCACAAACUGUCAAACUGUUUCAGGGAAGCUCGUCGUCCUCACCAGGGACUUGAACUGACUACAGUUCGGCAUCGUAACCGACUUCAGUGGGUAAUUGCUUACCUUCGAUGGCCACUGGCAUGCUGGAGAAGUGUGCUCUUCACAGAUGAAUCCCGGUUUUAACUGUACCGGGCAGAUGGCAGACACGUAUGGCGUUUUGUGGGCGAGAGGUUUGUUGAUGUCAACUUUGUGAACAGAGUACCCCAUGGUGGCGGUGGGUUUAUGGUAUGGGUAGGCAUAAGCUACGGACAACGAACACAAUAGCAUUUUAUCGAUGGCAAUUUGAAUGCACAGAGAUACCAUGACGAGGCAAAGGGUGGUCACACCAGAUACUGAAUGGUUUUCUGAUCCACGCCCCUACCUUUUUUUUAAAGGUAUCUGUGACCAACAGAUGCAUAUCUGUAUUCCCAGUCAUGUGAAAUCCAUAGAUUAGGGCCUAAUGAAUUGAUUUCAAUUGACUGAUUUCACUGAACUGUAACUGAGUAAAAUCGUUGAAAUUGUUGCAUGUUGCGUUUUAUAUUUUUGUUCAGUGUAGCUACGUCUCAUUGUGACAUUCCCAUUGAACACCAUGUUUUCCUGAUCUCUUUAUAGAUCCCAUGGGGGCUGACUGGGAAGUGGAAGAAGGGGGCUUCAACUACGCCACAGACUUGGUCAAACACAUCCGCUGCGAGUUUGACGACUACUUUGACAUCUGUGUAGCCGGUAUGAUUGAAGCAGAAUUACUUUCUUUUCUUUUUUUACAAAGCUUCAUCAUAUUGUCAUUUUAUAGUAAUGAUAACCUUUUAUCAGGUCAUUUGUGGAGGACUUUAAAGUAGGCUGUUGUACCUACUUACAGUGCAUUCGGAAAGUAUUCAGACCUCUUGACUUUUGCCACAUUUUGUUUCGUUACAGCCUUAUUCUAAAAUGGGUUAAAUAGUUUUUUCCCCUCAUUAAUCUACACACAAUACCCCAUAAUGACAAAACGAAAACAAGGCACUUACCUUGAUAGUAACGCACACAUGUCCAAAGUUAUUAUUUGUAAGGAAAACAUCAAUGCAAUAAUGCGAGUGCCAGUCAGAAAAUGUGCCAGAUCGUGGAAGACUGCGCAAAUGUCUGCAUAUUUGAUGUGCAGAAGAAAUGGGGAAGAGCUCUCCUCAAAGAGGGAAGUUUUGUCAGGCUCAGUAAAGCCUCAAACUUACAUUGUCCGCAACAAUGAAAUGGGCUACUUCUAUGUGAAUUAAUGAGGAGGCGGAACACACCUCAAUUCAAACUGUGUUAGAAAAUACAACUUGUUAGAACAUUAUUUGAAAUUGACAAGUUGAAACAUAGCCUAUAGAUAAUUAGCAGGCAGCGAGCCUUGGUUUGAGGGCAGCCUGGGUUAACUGUCCUGUUCCGUAACAAUCACAUUUUGGAACAGUGAGUGCAUUCUGACAUCACGUGCAUAAAACAACUCAUGCUGGGGCUACCAUUAGAGAUAUUUGGAACUCACGUGUGAAAAGGUUAAAUUUGCAAAAAUGUAUAAAAUACACUUUCCGAAGGCACUGUAUAUGCUGUGAGCAUUUGAUCUCCCCAAAAGCCAUUUAGUCCUUCAAGUUGUUUGUAAAAUGUGACCUAAACACACACACACACACACACACACUGCGCAUUAAAACCCAUUUAUUGUGGCAGGCUACCCCACUGGCCACCCGGAGGCAGAGAGCUACGACGAGGACCUGAGACACCUGAAGGAGAAAGUGGAUGCCGGAGCAGACUUCAUCAUCACGCAGCUCUUUUUCCGGGCCGACACCUUCCUCAAGUUUGUCAGGGACUGCAGGGCCAUAGGGAUCACCUGCCCCAUCCUACCAGGCAUCUUCCCUAUCCAGGUACUAGGGCUGGGACGAUACCAGUAUCGUGAUACUCGUUAGUAUCGUUGCAAGGAAACAACGUGAAGCGGAUUUUACUUCUUUAAGAAAACAGGCUUAAUGUUGGAAACAAACAUUGUUGUUAUGCAGAGUCACAUUUAAUUAUUUUCCAAGCUAUAGCACACUUUUUUACAUAAAGCAGGUUUUUAAAGGACCAAAGAGUGAACUCUACUUCAUGUUUUCAUUUUUGCCAUGGAAAAUAUAUUGCGAUACUGGUAUCAUCCCAGCCCUACCAGGUACUGUGGGACGUAGGCCUAAACUGGGCCAUGGACUUGCGUGUGUGGUCAAAGACUACAUUUGUCAAAGUUUGAAAGGGAGGGGUUGCGUGGGUGUACUUUCUAACACUUUCUUGGAAUGGCAUGUUCUAGGAUGUGAUGAUAGCUAGCAACGUUGUAACAAAUGACCAAGUACGUUCCGUGCAAAAACAAAACAAGACAUUAUAUCGGACAAGGGGACAUUUUCCCAUAAGGGGCAGUGUAUGUUUUGGAGUGUCUGGUGGGCGGGGUUUGCUUAAUUUUAACAGGCAAGCUCAAUCAAGCACAGCUAAAGUAUUUGAAAUUAGGUUUGACCAGUAGGAUUUGUGUUUUGUCAUUCCUCCUUUCCUCCAGGGCUACCAAUCUCUAAGGCAGCUGGUCAAGCUGUCCAAGCUGGAGGUGCCCGAGGAGAUCAUGCGGGUCAUCGAGCCCAUCAAGGACAACGACGCAGCCAUCCGCAACUACGGCAUCGAGCAGACGGUGGGCAUGUGCCGCGUGCUGCUGGAGAGCGGCGAGGUGCCGGGCCUCCAUUUCUACACGCUGAACCGUGAGGUGGCCACCAUGGAGGUGCUGCGGCAACUGGGCCUGUGGAUCGAGGACCCCAGGUUGGUUGUCUAAGCCCGGACCACCCACCACACCAUACCUGGGUCCAAAAUAGGAUUGUUUUUUCUUUCAAACACUUCAGGUUGUUUGCUUGAUUUAGCUGGCCUAGUAUUAAAAUGUAUAAAAUGUAAGGUUACAUACGUAACCCCGGUUCUCUGAUAAUAUGAGUGAGAUGUAUCACACAUGGGGAUUCGUUUAGGAUCGCCUACUCGAAUGAGGUGAGACCCUCACCUUUCUUAAAGGACGACUGCACUUCCUGAUUUGACCUCGUUUUAAAUUUGGUUCAUUAACAAAUGCUAGCGGCCAUGACUGAAUUCAAACGUGAGUUGGUCGAGGUGUAGUUUGAUGUGGUUGUCUCUUGUCUGUGUUAGCAGGUGGGAAGAGUUAGCAAAAUUAUUUAGCCAAUUAGCUUCAGCCGGCUGGUGUGCGACAUUGGCAAAAUUGGUUUGACUUUGGAUAGCCCAUCUCCAGGGCUAGUUAGGGACCGUCAAUAAAUUACACGUAAAUGAGACAAUAUUUUCAUGUUGCACACCUUUUUAUUUUCUCAUUAAAUGCUUUCAAUAUUUGUAUAUGCAUUUCUACAAUUUGUAAUUGGUUUGAGGUUUUUAAGUCAAUUUGGAGGAAUUUUUUACAUAUUGUCCCAUGUACAUUGUGUAAUUUACAGAUGGUCCCUAACUAGCCCCAUUGGGAUUCCAAAGUCAACCCAAAUUUACCAUUGCGAUUGAGUCAAGUGCACCUGCUCUCCAAAUUGAUGAUUACUUGUGUGCUGUGGGCAGGAUUGAAACAAACCCAACCUUCAUUUAUGUUGUGAUGCAGUCAUAAAACUUGUCAUAAAGCUCUGUUUUCGACGAGACUGACUUUAUAACAAUAAUUAUUCUAUGUACACUUUGUAGUCAAUUUUGACAGUAUAAUAAAUGUUUCUGACUCAUCGAUGCGACAUAAGCUGUUUUCUAAAUGAGAAGUUGGUUUUUAGGAGCGGUUGCUCUUUAAAAGGAGCCACUCUCCCGCCUUCUGGUUAUUCUCAAGCAUGCUUCUCUUCCUCACACCCUUGCGAGCAGGGGAAUGCGGUGAUAUAUCUGUCAUAUUAUCAGAGGACCAGGUUACGCAAGUAACCUUAAGUUCUCUUUCAAAUACUAAUUUCGAUGUAUCACAUAUGGGGAUAUGGCCAACUCCCGUAUCGCAAAAACAUGCUGUCCGAAGCCAGGGUAGGGCCCAACAUCAGCAACCCUCCGAGGUCCCGAGACUGAGAGUACGCACCAAGAAGGUGCAGAAACAUAGCAAAGAGAGGUGAAGCCCAAUACGUGGCUUAUAAAAUCUCAGUUCAAUGAAAUAGACUAUAUAUACAAAAGUAUGAUUCAAAAGAUUUGGCUAUUUCAGCCACACCUGUUGCUGACAGGUGUAUAAAAUCAAAACAUUGGCAGUAGAAUGGCCUUACUGAAGAGCUCAGUGACUUUCAACGUGUCAGUUCCAAACUGCCUCUGGAAGCAACAUCAGCACGAGAACUGUUCAUCUGGAGCUUCAUGAAAUGGGUUUCCAUGGCCGAGCAGCCGCACACAAGCCUAAGAUCACCAUGCGCAAUGCCAAGCGCCGGCUGGAGUUGUGUAAAGCUAGCCGCCAUUGGACUCUGGAGCAGUGGAAACGUGUUCUCUGGAGUGAUGAAUCACACUUCACCAUCUGGCAGUCUGACGGACAAAUCUGGGUUUGGCAGAUGCCAGGAGAAAGCUACCUGCCCCAAUGCAUAGUGCCAACUGUAAAAUUUGGUGGAGGAGGAACAAUGGUCUGGGGCUGUUUUUAAUGGUUUGUGCUAGGCCCCUUAGUUCCAGUGAAGGGAAAUCUUAACGCUACAGCAUACAAUGACAUUCUAGACGAACAGUUUGGGGAAGGCCCUUGCUUGUUUCAGCAUGACAAUGUCCCCAUGGACAAAGCGAGGUCCAUACAAAAAUGGUUUGUCGAGAUCGGUGUGGAAGAACUUGACUGGCCUGCACAGAGCGCUGACCUCAACCCCAUCGAACACCUUUGGGAUGAAUUGGAACGCCGACUGCCAUUAUACAUAAAUAUAAUAGACCCCCUGAUCCGGCAGGAUGUAGUCGAAGAGGAAAAGUGGGGCCCCACCCACUUCUGAAGGGUGGUUGCCCAAUGAGCGAAGAGCAUGACACACUUGCCUUACUACAAUCCAAGUCGAUGUGCACUGUGUGUACUGGACAACGACAGGGUCGCCCUUCAGGGGAAGGCGACAGAUGAAAAGCCAUAGGCUCCAAGGUGCGACAAUGGAAAAAAGUUGACCUGGGCCAAAGAUGGGGGGGUUAGGUCAUUAACCCUUUACACUCGUGGGAAUUGGCCUAUAUGGAUAGGGCUACAUUGAAAUGUUUCUUAAGGAAGAAAUAUGGAAUGCAUAACCAUGGAAGCGAUUACAAGGGAACAGUUUAGAGAUUAUGGGAAAUUAUUAGAAUAAAGGUAAUGACAGUUCUACAUCUGCAUUGCUUGCUGUUUGGGGUUUUAGGCUGGGUUUCUAUAUAGCAAUAAAUGUGAUUGAAAUGUGAGUCACCUGACAUGACUGAAUCCAAACAUUACACUGUUGAUUGUGUAUUUUACAUUUACUGUACUUUUUGCCGCAUUUGUUGCUAACCAAAAUCUGAAAAUACUCUGGAUACAUUCAGUAACAUGAUAAUAAUAUUUUUGGAAAAUCUGGGGUAGGUGCAACAUAUGACAAAUUACAAGGGUUUGAGUGAGAGUCUAACACUUGUAGUUGUUUUGUUUGGAACACAGACCUGCAUCCCCGUCUUUACACAGUUACUGUUGUUUUUUUACGCAAUCCACAAAUGGUCAAUUAUGAAUCGCAAUCUGGGUCAGGUUUACAUAAUUUGAAAGCUUGUUCUAUUGCCAACAUGACUAGCUAAAUUAUAAAAUACGAUCUUACAGUGUUAGGCUUUCACAAGGCAAUUCAGAGAAGCAGAUCAUAAUUUUGGUUUGCAUAGAAUAGUCAUGACUGACUGCAGUCAGAUGCGUGGUCCGCAUCAGAUUUUCUUCACAAUACAACAGGCUCAUUCUGUUCAGGACAACCCAGGGUAUAACGCCAUAUCAUCUUGUAACUGUACAUCAAACAUAGUGAUCAUUAACGUUGACACUAUAUAUUACAUACGUUUUAUGAUAUGGAAAUGUGAAAUGCACAUUUGGACUCACAGGUGUUAGGCUUGCUUGUAUGACAUCAGAGGUAUUUAUUAUAAUCCUCAACGUCUCAUCUUUCAAAAUACAUAGAGUCCUUAUCAUUUACAGCAUUUCCCUAACUCAGAGAACCAAAAAUGUGCUAAAGUUGCCCAGUUAGCUGGAGGGAUGGGGGCAACUUAUUGUCACGCGUGGCGCUCAAGUUCAAAACGUCUGUCAGUCAAAACCCAUACAGCGCUGUGAAGCGGAGAGCCUGAGCUCUGACGUCAUGUAUAGCAUGUUACUUUACAGCCACUGUGUUCCAAUUUAGGUGCUUAUCAGUGUCCAGAUCUGCCAUUUUCAACCCGGAUAUGAGUGUAAAGGGCUAACCUGAAUAAAACCUUGGACUGACUGCUGGCGUGAACAGUGGCUGGUAGAGCACAGUCCACACAUACGCUUAGGGAUGCCAAAGGCAGUAGCAAAGUGAAAGAUGGAGGAAUAUUACAUAUUCACGCUUUUCUGCGGCUAGUAGCUGCUAUGAAAAGGAUUUCAAGCACAAUAGACACGUACCAGGACAAGCUAAAGGCUUAGAGACUGGGCGUAACGGCCCCCCUUAGAGACGACACAACAAUUAUGGUUAAACUGUAUCACUGUCCGGUCCAUGGCAGGCUGAGAAAGUGACUUAAAGGGGAACUGCACCCGCUGAUUUUGCCUUGUUUUGUGGCUCCUCAAGAAAUGCUGGCGCCAUGACAGAAGCCAAAUGUCUGGACUUCAUCGCAUCAUCUUACAAGUCUCCAUGUGCUGGCUCCAUACAUGUUUCUGUGAACACAUUCACAAAUAGUCACUGUUCCAUUACCAAUGGCAGUUAGGAUAGGUGAUAUCUGACACACAAACAUAUACUGUGUUGAAGUUUCAACAGGUCAGACUAAACCUACCUAAUUCUGUUCUCCCCAUCUGUUGGUGAGCAGGCAAGAGGUGAGGCUGGAGGUGAGGUCUUUGCCAGAGCCCCAUUGAUGGGCAUAGCAGCAUAGAUCAGCUCCUGUCCCCUCAUCAAAGAUACUGGUCGGUCACACACAAACACACACACACAGAGCACUGAUUACAUUAUCAAUGGUGGUUAUGAUUAGCCUGGUGGAACCAACCUGAUCGCUGCGUUCACCUUUAUAUUUCACUUCAGAUAUCAUAAAAUGUGAAGUGAAAUAGAAUGGUGAACACAGCGAUCAGGCUGGUUCCACCAGGCUAGGUUAUGGCCUGGACAUUAUAUACAUCUAAGAAGUAGAAAAUAAGCAACAAAUAAUGUCUCAAUUGGGUUAUCAAAGUAAUGAAGUGGGUUACCUUCUGUAUUUGUACAAAUAAUGAGUCUGAAGGUUGCUGGCUGGAUACUUGCCAACAUGUCUGCAUGAUGCUGAUAAGGGCCCCCUUGCUGGUCUUCUCUAUGCUGUAUGUUCGGCUGCAAACUGGACAUCUCUCGAACAACUGCAGCAGGCAAUCUUAUGAGGUGGUGUUGACUGGGAGGGUCUCUGACAGGGUUAUAUAAUAGAUAGCCAAGUGGUAAAUGUACAUUUUGUUCUAAAGAAAGGACAAAGCUUUUUGGCUAAUGCACUUCACAACCAAAAUGACUCUUAGUUGUAUCUACUUGGCUGGGGAAUUAGCCUACUAGUUUAUCGAGCCAGGUAUUUUUUUAAUACAACUUUUCACAAGCUACCUGUCGUUGUUGAUGAUGAAGCCAUAUGUGUUAUCAGGGCAGUAACUCGGUCACUAGGCCUCAUGAUGGCGUGUCCUUUUCAUAGGAGUCGAGGGAGACUGGCAACAACUGAGGAGGUGUCACAAGGGUACUUGUGUCGCAUGACACACUUUUUUAUUCUGAGGUCUUGCCUGACAAGCUGUGAAAAUAGCAAGUGAACAGCGAAUGAAAUGAUUUUUUGAGGUCGCUAAACCAUUGCAAUAACAUUGCUGGACAUGUUAUGAUACCCACCUUUGCUCCUUCUGGUAGGUUCCGGCGUCAGUUCAUGACCAGGGGAUCAGUCUGUGUCAAAUGUAUACUUUGUCAAUGAUUGUCAUCCUCCCUCAAUUAAACGUACACUGAACAAAAAUAUAAACGCAAUAUCAAAACAAACAAUUGUCACAUGCGCCGAAUACAACCUUAACCGUGAAAUGCUUACUUACAAGCCCUUAACCAACAAUGCAGUUCAAUAAAUAGUUAUGAAAAUAUUUACUAAAUUAAAUAAAGUAAAAAAUUAAAUAAAGUAACACAAUAACAUAACAAUACCGAGGCUAUAUACAAGGGGUACCGGUACCGAGUCAAUGUGCGGGUGUACAGGUUAGUCAAGGUAAUUUGUACAUGUAGGUAGGGGUAAAGUAACUAUGCAUAGAUAAUAAACAGCGAGUAGCAGUUUAGGGGGAGGGGGAGGGGGGUUCAAUGUAAAUAGUCCGGGUGGCCAUUUGAUUAAUUGUUCAGCAGUCUUAUUGCUUGGGGGUAGAAGCUGUUAAGGAGCCUUUUGGACCUAGACUUGGCGCUCAGGUACCGCUUGCCGUGCGGUAGAAGAGAGAACAGUCUAUGACUUGGGUGACUGGAGUCUUUGACAAUUUUUUUGGGCCUUCCUCUGACACCACCUAGUAUAUAGGUCCUGGAUGGCAGGAAGCUUGGCCCCAGUGAUGUACUGGGCCAUACGCACUACCCUCUGUAGCGCCUUAAGGUCGGAUGCCAAGCAGUUGCCAUACCAGGCGGUGAUGCAACCGGUCAGGAUGCUCUCGAGGGUGCAGCUGUAUAACUUUUUUAAGGAUCUGGGGACCCAUGCCAAUUCUUUUCAGUCUCCUGAGGGGGAAAAGGUGUUGUCGUGCCCUCUUCACGACUGUCUUUGUGUGUUUGGACCGUAAUAGUUUGUUGGUGAUGUGGACACCAAGGAACUUCAAACUCUCGACCCGCGCCACUACAGCCCUGUCGAUGUGAAUGGGGGCGUAUUCAGACCUCUUUUUCCUGUAGUCCAUGAUCAUCUCCUUUGUCUUGCUCACGUUGAGGGAGAGGUUGUAGUCCUGGCACCACACUGCCAGGUCUCUGACCUCCCUAUAGGCUGUCUCAUCAUUGUCGGUGAUCAGGCCUACCACUGUUGUGUCGUCAGCAAACUUAAUGAUGGUUUUGGAGUCGUGCUUGGCCACGCAGUCUUGGGUGAACAGGGAGUACAGGAGGGGACUAAGCACGCACCCCUGAGGGGCCCCCGUGUUGAGGAUCAGCGUGGCAGAUGUGUUGUUGCCUAAUCUUACCACCUGGGGGCGGCCCGUCAGGAGGUCCAGGAUCCAGUUGCAGAGGGAGGUGUUUAGUCCCAGAGUCCUUAGCUUAGUGAUGAGAUUUGUGGGCACUAUGGUGUUGAACGCUGAGCUGUAGUCAAUGAACUGCAUUCUCACAUAGGUGUUCCUUUUGUCCAGGUGGGAAAGGGCAGUGUGGAGUGCGAUUGAUACAACAAUUUCAAAGAUAUUACUGAGUCAAUUGAAAAAAAAUCAUUUGGCCCUAAUCUAUGGAUUUAACAUGACUGGGAAUACAGAUAGGCAUCUGUUGGUCACAGAUACCUUAAAAGGUUGUCCCACUCCUCUUCAAUGGCUGUGCGAAGUUGCUGGAUAUUGGCGGGAACUGGAACGUCGAUCCAGAGCAUCCCAAACAUGCUCAAUGGGUGACAUGUCUGAGUAUGCAGGCCAUGGAAGAACUGGGACAUUUUCAGCUUCCAGGAAUUGUGUACAGAUCAUUGCGACAUGGGGCAGUUCAUUAUCAUGCUGAAAAAUGAGGUGAUGGCGGCGGAUGAAUGGCACGACAAUGAGCCUCAGGAUCUUAUCACGGUAUCUCUGUGCAUUAAAAUUGCCAUCGAUAAAAUGCUAUUGUGUUCGUUAGCCGUAGCUUAUGCCUGCCCAUACCAUAACACCACCGCCACCAUGGGGCACUCUGUUCACAACGUUGACAUCAGCAAACCGCUCGCCCACGCGACACCAUACAUGCUGUCUGCCAUCUGCCCGGUACAGUUGAAACCGGGAUUCAUCCGUGAAGAGCACACUUCUCCAGCAUGCCAGUGGCCAUCAAAGGUGAGCAUUUGCCCACUGAAGUCGGUUACGACGCCGAACUGCAGUCAGGUCAAGACCCUGGUGAGGAUGAUGAGCACGCAGAUGAGCUUCCCUUAGACGGUUUCUAACAGUUUGUGCAGAAAUUAGUCGAUUGUGCAAACCCACAGUUUCAUCAGCUGUCCGGGUGGCUGGUGUCAGACGAUCUUGGACAGCUAUGCUCCAUUUUCUCGUGUGAGCACAGUCUCUAAAGUGAGCUUCUGCUCAGAGAAUAGGGUUUUGUAUCAAUGCAGCCCUGCCUUUCCACUGCUGCGAAAACUCUGCUACUCCUUCCCCUUUCAAACGUUAAACCCAAAGGGAGAGGGUAGGGCAGAGAGCCGUAGGCCCUGCACACUAUGCUCCUCAGCUGCCAGGGCUGCGCCCUAGGUUGGCUGACCCUUCUUACCUCCCUUAGGAAGGUUAGAGGGGUGGAUCCUUGCUGCAGCGUAAGACCCCUUUACUACAGGUUUCGCUUGGUUGAGGGGCCUAGCCUGAGUCUUGGCAGGCUGCUGCGUCACUGGGGACCUCAGUCCCCCAAGGCCAGCUGGUUGCCCCCUCCCAGCUGUGAUGCUGGGGCAAGAUGCAAGAACCAACUUCCUGCCACGGGGCCCGGGUCUGUGGGGAAAGCAGAAGUUGAAGGCUUUGCCUUAUCUCUUGCGCAUGUCAUACUUCUGCUGCAUGGCGGCGACAGUGGGCCCGAACAACUCCUUGGGUGUCACUGGGGCUUCCAAGCUGUAGUAUAAGCUUAGCCAAAGCGCCAUUCCUCCCUCCACCGCAAGGCUCAAGGUACGACCACAGCCUUGGACGGCACCACGGGAGGCACAGAGGUUCAGGUCUGUAAUCGUACAGAUCUCCUUCCAAGCAUCUGAGUCUAGGGUGUUCGAGUCCAGUUGCUUCCCCACCUCCAGUAACUCAGCCUGAUACUCCAACAAUAAGGAGGUUGAGAACGGAGGCAGUAAAGCGCUCCACCUUCCAAUGGAGUGAGGCGCUGGCGUCGUUCGUAACGCCGUGAGGGGCUGAGGUAGUAAACCAGUGAUGGCUCCACUGUGGGAGGGUUGCCAAAAUUCCUCCCAUAUUGUGCAUAUCCAGGCUAGGGGUACCCCUAGCAAGAAUCUUUGGGAUGGGACUCUCUUCCCCUUGUAUAGGUCCCUUGACGGGCCCUGAGCCCCUAUAGGAGAUGGCCACUCAAUGCCGAGUCUGGCCGCGGCCCGCUUGCAGACAUGAAGGAGCCCAAACUCCACUAGAGGAAAGGCAGCUCCACCGCUCUCGGGGCCUGAGAGGGUGGGAGAACGGGGUCGUCAGUCCCCAUCUUCUGAGCAAUCUCGGGGAUAUCCGUUGUCCCCUGACUUGCUACACCAUCAGACAGCGAGGGGAGGGAAUCGAGGCUAUCUGUGACCUCUCCCCAACUGGGCUUGGUUGCAGAGAGCUGACCCUCUGGUGUCGCUGUUUGCUUGGAGGCAAGAGGGGCUAUCGAGAUAGAAGCAUGUUUAAGCCACUUCAGACCUGCCCUCGUCACCAGUCUGUAGUGCUUGCAGGACUCCGGGUCCUCGAGCGCCUCUUGGGGAUGUCCCUUACCCAAGCAAUUGAUGCAUAGAGGGCAAUCAUGGACCCACAAGCACAUGAACCUGGGUUAGGCUCGUCCCGGGACGGGGAAGCAGUGGACAUUGUAAGGAACAAGGCUUGCUAGGGGGACCGAGCAGCGUCUGUUGUAGGAACAAAGUGUAAAAAGCGUACUAAGCUAGCUAGUUAGAAGCCUUGCGACUAACAGCUAGCAAUAAUGAGCUUCGUAGAACCCUAUAGCCGUGAGACUAGUGGGGCGUUAGCUAGCCAGCAGCUACCUCGUGGUGAAGGGUUGGGGCUUUAGCUAGCUAGCAGCUACCUUGUGGUGAAGGUGCGCCGUGGCUAGCUCAAUGCUGGCUGAAGGAAACAACCUGGUGGCAGAGUUAACCUUCAGAUAGAGUGCUCCCGUAAACAAUGGUGCCAUGAGGCAGAGAUGGUCGGUCUAGUUAACAGAACGGGUGAACGUAGGUUAAACUACACGAGAGAAGUGAGAUGACAAUGCUACCGUGUUUCAGGAUGGUAUGCUAGUAUGCUAGUGAGGAUAGCUUGCCUCUCAGUGAGCUAGCCAAGUUAGCCUCGCAGGGUGGACUAACUGAGUCUCAAAAGCUAGCCGUGAAGCUAGCUACCAACGGAGACUGAGAAGUAGAAAAAUAAUUUCUAUAUGAAAAUAAUACCUUAGUACUCAACCUCUCGACAGGGUCUGAAGACCUUUCGCGCAGCAACGAUAUGGUUCACUUGUGUUAAGCAGGAAAACAGGUAUACAGUCGAUAUGAGGAGAGCUAGAGUAGUAUUGCUCUUCGGGAGGAAGAGAUGCGAGAAUAACCAGAGGGCAGAGAGUGGCUCCUUUUUAAUGAAGGUGAGGGUUUCACCUCAUUCACCACUAUACCUGUCUGUCUCCAACAGAUACUUUUGAUAGGUACUUCCGAGAGUAUAUGUGAUACAUCGAAACAAGUAUUUUAAAUAGACCCAAAUGGGCAUACUGUGUAAGGUUUAAUUGUCUAUUGCACAAUAAUCAGAUUCAAUUUGAUUGGUACAUGCACUCUGUCCUGGAACGCUUAAUAAAACCAAACAAACCACUUCACAUGAAAUCUAACUGCCUAUGUAUUAGAAUGGAAUAGCUGCUGUCACACCCAUUUCUACUAGAACUGAUGCCUUCUGGUUGUCUUCUUUGGUUGCCAGGCGGCCACUCCCCUGGGCGGUGAGCGCUCACCCCAAACGCAAAGUGGAGGACGUGCGGCCCAUCUUCUGGGCCUCCAGACCCAAGAGCUACAUCUACAGAACACAGGACUGGGACGACUUCCCCAACGGACGAUGGUGAGCAAGCAACACACUGGACGAGCUUCUAGAGAAAUCACCUUGCACCUUGGCUAGUUUGUGGCUAGACAGUAUGUUACAUUUCCAAUGUUUUUGUAACUGUCAUUGGCCUAAGAGUUAAGGUAUGUUUGUUCUCUCAACCUAUUCUGUGACUUUUCCAUGUGAAUAAGUACUGUAUAAUCAGUGAACAGGCAAUGUUCCCAGGACUUAUCAUAUUGGCUCUGUGUUAUUUCAGGGGCAACUCGUCGUCUCCGGCCUUUGGCGAACUCAACGAUUACUACCUGUUCUACCUGAAGAGUAAGUCGUCCAAGGACUCCCUGCUGAAGAUGUGGGGCGAGGAGCUGACCAAUGAGCAGAGCGUCUACGAGGUUUUCACCAGCUACAUCAAAGCCCAGCCCAACCGUGCCGGACACAAGGUGACGCCUGGCCCUAGACACUUCAGACUGAAAUGUUUCAGUCAGCUUUCUUCCGUUUGGAGCCUCAUGAAUUCGACCCACGGGGCCAUUAUGACUACCACUUAAAACAAAAGCCUAAACCCUUGACUUCCGCUUUGCUCAACUGACAUCAAUGAUCGCCUGUGAUCUCCUAGGUGAUGUGUCUGCCGUGGAACGACGAGCCGCUGGCCCCGGAGACCAACUUGCUGAUGGACGAGCUGGACAAGGUGAACCGCCGGGGGGUCCUCACCAUCAACUCCCAGCCCAGCAUCAACGGCAAGCCCUCCGACGACCCCAUCGUGGGCUGGGGCCCACCGGGGGGCUACGUCUUCCAGAAGGUAAAGUUAGGCCUCCGUGGUUUGGUCGUGGGGAUUACCAAUUAUAAGCCUUAUUAUAAGAUUAUAAAACAUGAUAAAGGCUCAUACAUACUUUAUAACACGUUAUAAAUCAUUAUACUGCACCUGCAGGCUUAAAGUAAAGUUUUACCAAAAUAAUUAUAGAAAGAAGGUAGGCCUACUAAAGUGAGGGGGGAUUUACACAUUUGAAUUUAUAACACAAUUUAGACACACAAAGUCAUUCAAAUGAUCAAGGAUUAAAGUAAGGUAAAAUAACUGGUUUAGCAAAAUGAAGGCUGUCCCCUUUUCUUUGUCACGAUGUUGAGAGUAGGGUGAUUCACAAUCUUUCCUAGAAAUGAAGAAGAGUGAAUAAAUGGAAGGUUUCUCAAACUUAGUAACAUUUAUUGAAUUACAUGCAUACUCAUCAUGUAAUGACAUGAACCUAAUGCUUUGCCACGUUUGCAAAUCCAACAGGCCUAUCUGGAGUUUUUCACCUCGAGUGAAAACGUCACGGUUCUCCUCAAAGUGCUGAAGAAGUACGAACCUCGCGUCAACUACCACAUCGUCAAUGUUCAUGUAAGUUCUCAACUACAUAUAUUAGCCUACAUCUGCACUUAUUUUGUGAAUUGAAACGGAUUGUUAGAUUGAUCUACUGGUCGAUUGUUUCUAUUUACAGGGUCAGAAUACGACGAACGCCCAUGACAUGCAACCCAACGCUGUGACGUGGGGCAUCUUCCCCGGCAGGGAGAUUGUCCAGCCCACGGUGGUGGAUCCAGUCAGCUUCAUGUACUGGAAGGUAAGGUGAAAGGUCAUUUCAUUAACCUACUGGCCCCUUCCAGGAACAUUACCCCCUAUGCACUUGUGUAGAUAUAAGAGGACUGGAUAGGUGUAAGCAAUUUGGCGAAACCACCUAUCAGAGGGAAUGAUGGAGUGUGCUAGGGGUUGUUUCUGGUUCUGGACAGUGCCCUUGACUCGGAUGAGUUUGUGAAAUGGUUGUCAUUAGUUCUCUACAAACAUUUUCUGAGAUUUUAGUUGAGUAUGGAAUUUUUAACCCUCUACAUCGUCUCUUUGAGCUGGAGCGUUUGGAAAGUCCCAUGGCACAAAAACCUCCCAUGAAGCCUUUUCAAGGAAUCCUUUUCAAAACCAUUAUUUUGUGUGGAACUGAUAAAGCUUCCUGAUAAAGUUUUAUCAGCACUGUAAAGAUAAAUCGAUGGCAAAACACUUGAAAUUCCCACCUUUCUGAAACUUGUAGAGUUAAUUGUUUUCGCCUUCUUUUAAUAGGACGAGGCCUUUGCCCUGUGGAUUGAGCAGUGGGCCAAGCUGUACGAGGACGAGUCGCCGUCGCGCAUGAUCAUCAAGUACAUCCACGACAACUACUUCCUAGUCAACCUGGUGGACAACGACUUCCCAUUGGACAACUGCCUGUGGCAGGUCAUCGACAACAUGUUCGAGCUGCUUGACAACCCCCCAGAGGAGCAACCCACGGAGCAACCUGCAGAGCAGCCCGCCGAGGAGUCACCCGUGGAAAUCAACCCGCAAAGUAACUGUGGCGACAGCCAGACUGACUGACUUUUUUUCUUUUUCUCCCCGGUGCUGCUAUCAAGAACUUUUCAUUCGAAACUAACACCACAAAGUACUUAACUGGAGUAUUAUACUAUACAAAUAUAAUCGCUACAUGAAACAAUUUAAUAGA